AUGGAAGUUUUCUCCCUCAUCCUGGUCGUGUCCGUCUGUUGGACUCGAACCUGGAAAGCGGCGAUUGCAGAUUCAAUCAUUCAUAUCGGGGCAAUUUUUGAUGAAUCUGCCAAAAAAGAUGAGGAAGUUUUUCGAAUGGCAGUUGCUGAUCUCAACCAAAAUGAUGAAAUCUUACAAACAGAGAAAAUCACAUGUUCAGUGACCUUUGUGGAUGGCAACAAUCCCUUUCAGGCGGUUCAAGAAGCCUGUGACCUGAUGAACCAAGGCAUCUUGGCCCUUGUCAGCUCCAUUGGCUGCACAUCAGCAGGAUCCCUGCAAUCCCUGGCAGAUGCCAUGCACAUCCCUCACCUCUUCAUCCAGCGCUCGGCGGCAGGAACACCCAGGAGCGGUUGUGGGCUCACCAGGAGCAACCGCAACGAUGACUACACCCUCUCUGUCCGACCCCCUGUCUACUUAAAUGAUGUCAUCCUGAGGGUGGUCACGGAAUAUGCCUGGCAGAAGUUCAUUAUUUUUUAUGAUAAUGACUAUGAUAUCCGUGGAAUACAAGAGUUUUUGGACAAAGUAUCUCAACAGGGAAUGGAUGUAGCAUUGCAGAAAGUGGAAAACAACAUCAAUAAAAUGAUCACGGGGCUCUUUGCCAGCAUGCGGAUAGAAGAACUGAACCGCUACCGGGACACUCUGAGGAGGGCAAUUCUGAUCAUGAACCCCUCGACAGCCAAAUCAUUCAUAACAGAGGUCGUGGAGACUAAUCUGGUUGCUUUUGACUGUCACUGGAUCAUUAUAAAUGAGGAAAUAAAUGACAUGGAUGUGCAGGAGCUGGUGAGAAGGUCAAUUGGAAGGUUAACCAUUAUUCGGCAGACGUUUCCAGUCCCCCAGAACAUAAGUCAGCGCUGCUUCCGUGGCAAUCACAGAAUAUCUUCAUCACUGUGUGAUCCAAAGGACCCUUUCUCCCAAAGCAUGGAGAUUUCAAACCUGUAUAUAUAUGACACUGUCCUCCUGCUGGCAAAUGCUUUUCAUAAGAAGCUGGAGGAUAGGAAGUGGCACAGCAUGGCCAGCCUCACCUGCAUCAGGAAAAACUCCAAACCCUGGCAAGGAGGACGAUCCAUGUUGGAAACCAUCAAGAAGGGUGGAGUGAAUGGCUUGACUGGAGAACUGGAGUUUGCAGAAAAUGGGGGGAAUCCCAAUGUGCAUUUUGAAAUUUUGGGGACAAAUUACGGAGAAGAUCUUGGCAGAGGCAUCCGCAAGCUUGGCUGCUGGAACCCCAUCACUGGUCUUAAUGGAUCACUAACAGACAGAAAGUUGGAAAACAACAUGCGAGGGGUGGUUCUGCGUGUGGUGACUGUGCUGGAAGAGCCCUUUGUCAUGGUGUCUGAAAAUGUGCUGGGAAAACCAAAAAAGUAUCAAGGCUUCUCAAUAGAUGUCUUGGAUGCCUUGGCCACUUACCUUGGAUUUAAAUAUGAGAUUUAUGUGGCCCCGGAUCACAAGUAUGGAAGUCCACAGGAUGAUGGGUCAUGGAAUGGACUGAUAGGAGAACUGGUAUUUAAGAGAGCUGAUAUAGGGAUCUCUGCCCUGACCAUCACCCCUGACAGGGAGAACGUGGUGGACUUCACAACGCGUUACAUGGACUACUCGGUGGGCGUGCUGCUUCGGAAGGCAGAGAAGACAGUGGACAUGUUUGCCUGCUUGGCUCCUUUUGACCUCUCCCUCUGGGCAUGCAUAGCUGGCACUGUGCUCUUAGUAGGGCUCCUGGUCUACCUCUUGAACUGGCUCAACCCCCCACGUCUUCAAAUGGGAUCCAUGACCUCCACAACCCUCUACAACUCCAUGUGGUUCGUGUACGGAUCCUUUGUGCAGCAAGGAGGAGAGGUUCCUUACACAACCCUGGCAACCCGACUGAUGAUGGGAGCUUGGUGGCUUUUUGCUUUGAUUGUCAUCUCCUCCUACACGGCCAACCUAGCAGCCUUCCUCACCAUCACACGCAUUGAGAACUCCAUCCAGUCUUUCCAGGAUCUCUCAAGGCAGACAGAUAUUCCUUAUGGGACCGUCUUGGACUCCGCGGUCUACGAGCACGUCCGAGUGAAAGGAAUGAAUCCUUUUGAGAGGGACAGCAUGUAUUCCCAGAUGUGGAGGAUGAUUAACAGGAGCAACAGCUCGGAGAACAACGUUGUGGAGUCGACCGCCGGAAUUCAAAAGGUGAAAUAUGGGAACUAUGCCUUUGUGUGGGAUGCAGCAGUGCUGGAGUACGUGGCCAUCAACGAUGCUGACUGCUCCUUCUACACAGUUGGGAACACUGUUGCAGACAGAGGAUAUGGGAUUGCACUGCAGCAUGGCAGCCCCUACAGAGAUGUUUUCUCCCAAAGGAUUUUGGAGCUGCAGCAGAGUGGUGACAUGGACAUACUGAAGCAUAAGUGGUGGCCGAAGAAUGGGCAGUGUGAUCUUUACUCAUCUGUGGAUACCAAACAGAAAGGAGGUGCCCUGGACAUCAAAAGUUUUGCAGGUGUUUUCUGCAUCCUCGCUGCUGGGAUUGUCCUCUCCUGUUUCAUUGCAAUGUUGGAAACGUGGUGGAAUAAAAGAAAAGGCUCCCGGGUUCCUUCAAAAGAGGAUGACAAGGAGAUCGACCUGGAGCACCUCCACAGGCGUGUGAACAGCCUCUGCACAGACGACGACAGCCCCCAUAAACAGUUCUCCACCUCAUCGAUUGACUUGACCCCGCUGGACAUUGACACUUUGCCCACGCGUCAGGCGCUGGAACAAAUCAGUGACUUCAGAAACACUCACAUCACCACAACCACCUUCAUACCAGAACAGAUCCAGACUCUGAGCCGCACGCUGUCUGCUAAAGCUGCUUCAGGUUUCUCCUUUGGCAGUGUGCCCGACCACCGGACUGGCCCUUUCAGGCACAGGGCACCCAACGGGGGUUUUUUCAGAAGCCCCAUCAAAACGAUGUCAUCCAUCCCUUACCAACCAACUCCUACUCUGGGGCUGAAUAUUGGUAGUGACCCAGACCGAGGCACCUCCAUCUGA
Messenger RNA from Calypte anna (Anna's hummingbird), 3024 nucleotides. RefSeq names its product glutamate ionotropic receptor delta type subunit 2 (gene GRID2). Gene Ontology annotation, cellular component: postsynaptic membrane; plasma membrane. The transcript has 16 exons. Lineage: Eukaryota; Metazoa; Chordata; Aves; Apodiformes; Trochilidae. Gene Ontology annotation, molecular function: glutamate-gated receptor activity; transmitter-gated monoatomic ion channel activity involved in regulation of postsynaptic membrane potential. Bases 1 to 3024 code for a protein of 1007 amino acids. Gene Ontology annotation, biological process: monoatomic ion transport; modulation of chemical synaptic transmission; synaptic transmission, glutamatergic. The record is from RefSeq and is a predicted model, not a curated record.